GUCCACAGCUAGAAGGUCGAUGUGUACUUAAAGCUUUCGAGUCUGUCCUUGAGGUACGAUAAAAUGACGGAGGACGGUGAACAAGAAGGACCGAAAAGUACAUUUAGUACCUAUAUGGCUGAAGGUGACCAGCUGUUUUACAAGGGAGAGUUUGUCAAAGCUAUCGAGAGCUUUUCUACGGCUUUAAAUUUACAGCCGGAUGAUAAGAACUGUCUGGUCGCCAGAUCCAGGUGUUAUGUGAAACUGGGCGAUGCAAAGCGCGCGCUGCAAGAUGCCGAGGCUUCCCUCAAGGACAACAAAGAGUUUUUUAAGGGUCUGUAUCAGAAGGCAGAGGCCCUGUACACUAUGGGUGAUUUUGAGUUUGCAUUGGUCUACUAUCACAGAGGCCAUAAGCUACGACCGGAGUUGCAGGAGUUCAGGCUGGGAAUCCAGAAAGCUCAAGAGGCCAUCGACAACUCUGUAGGCAGUCCCUCCUCUGUGAAGUUAAAGACUAAAGGAGACCUGUCUGUUAUUCAAAAAUCUAAUGGGGUUCAUCCCAAACAUCCAAUUCAUUCUCAUAAGAAGCACCCCAGACAACAUGGCCAGAAAGUACCCAAAAUUGAAAAAACAGCCAAGCAGCUUUUGGGAGAGCUGUACAACGACAGGGAAUACUUAGAAAAACUUCUCCAGGAUGAGGAUCUCAUAAAAGGUAAGAUACGCACUGGAGAGAACGUACAGGAUCUGAUUGAAGGCUGUAUCUCGUAUCUGGACACGCGAACUGAGUUCUGGCAGCAGCAGAAGCCCAUCUAUGCACGGCAGCGGGACAGAAGACUGAUGCAACAGCAAUGGAAUCGUGCCUUUCACAACCCCACCUCAAACCCCGGUCCCUAUUGCGAAACCCGCCUGGAAGAAAUCGAUGCAGCCUUCAGUGCAGGCAAUGUAGAUAGCAGCCUAAAAAUGGCCCAUGAGCUCAUGAAGACCGUGCAUACCAUGUCAGACAAGGUCCUGCUCAAUAAAAAAGAAGUGCUGGGGAAUCUGCAUAACUGCAUUGGCAAUGCCCUGAUGGAUAUUGGGAAAAUGGAAAAAGCUCUGUAUCAUUAUAAGAAGGAGCUGGAGUUGGCCAAGCAAGGCGACCAGACAGAAAGCAAAUCCAGAGCUCUGGACAACAUCGGACGCGUGUAUGCACGCAUUGGCAAGUUUCAACAGGCCAUUGAAGUCUGGGAGGAGAGGGUUCCUCUAGUAAGUGACCCAUUAGAAAAAACCUGGUUGUUUCAUGAGACUGGCCGCUGUUAUCUGGAGCUGAAGCGUUAUGCUGAAGCGAGAGACUAUGGUCUUCUCUCUUCCGAGGCCGCUGAUGAGACCAGCGAUAUGAGAUGGCAGCUAAACGCGAUUGUGCUUGUGGCACAGGCAGAAUUGAAGCUUGGUAACUACACGGCCAGUGUUGUACACUUUGAGAGGGCACUAGACUGGGCAAACGUGCUACAGGAUGACACUGCCAUAGAAGGCAUACAGAAGGCUCUUCGCGAGGCAAGAGAAGGAAUGACUCAGUAAGACGAGAAACCCGAUUGAAUAAUAGUGCUGCAAUCGAAUAAAUGCACUUCAAAGACAAGUCAGGACUAAUGCAUCUUUACUGACACACAUACACAACCAGUCUGCUUGAGGAAAAGUGCGUUGGAUUGCAGUUUGUUAUGACUGUUUAAAGGUAAACUGUGUAAUUUGUGCGACUCCAGCGGCAUCAAAGUGAAUUGCAAAAAUUAAGUAUGUCUUAAAAUAACUUUCACCUACACCCCAUCACCAUAUCAGGCCCUGACCAGAGAGAUUUCAGAAAAGGAAGUGUUAUUGGUGGAAAUGUGAUUUGUCUUUUAUAAAGUAACUGUGAAGAUGCAUAUUCAGGUGUAUCUUUCCCAUUGUAAAUCCAAUGCUUAUUGUAGUAUUAAGUUGUUUUAUUGCUUUUUUUGUCCUUAAACAAGUAUUUAUAAUUUGGCCUUUCAUUUGACAGCUUAAGUGCAUUUGUUUGUCUGCUGUAAUUAAUCUGCAAUUGGUUGCCAGUCAGCUCCUAUUUUUGCUAGAUACGUCCCAAAUUCAAAUAAUAAGUUAACUCGAAAGUGACGCAGCGGGUUCUGAGCAGUUGCUUCAGGUUCUGAGCUACAAUGUUUAUACUUUUAUAAAAGGUAAACCCACUGAUGUCUUACUGAUAUUAUAUAAUAUUAAUAACAAAAUGUAUCUCACUAAAAAGUUAAUCAUUACCUUUAAUAACAGCCUUUUGUGUGCUUAAAUGUUUUGCAUAGUGUUACAUAAAUAACCUGUCACAGUUACAGAGGUAAAACAAAUCAUGUUAGAUAUUUGUGAUGCCUUUGCCUAAUGAUGUUGCCCAGGUACUGUUUAAUGUUUUGCAAUAAACAUGCAUGGUGUGAACACAUUAUGUUACAAUAAAGUUUUUGAAGUUGCAGUUAAAU
Messenger RNA from Paramisgurnus dabryanus, 2435 nucleotides. RefSeq names its product outer dynein arm docking complex subunit 4 (gene odad4). Gene Ontology annotation, cellular component: cytoplasm. NCBI's taxonomy places the organism in Eukaryota, Metazoa, Chordata, Actinopteri, Cypriniformes, Cobitidae. The record is from RefSeq and is a predicted model, not a curated record. Gene Ontology annotation, molecular function: protein binding.